This is a messenger RNA of Penicillium lagena, 1527 nucleotides long. Its product is annotated as NADP(+)-dependent, decarboxylating phosphogluconate dehydrogenase. Bases 1 to 1527 code for a protein of 508 amino acids. The record is from RefSeq and is a predicted model, not a curated record. Gene Ontology annotation, biological process: pentose-phosphate shunt, oxidative branch; pentose-phosphate shunt. NCBI's taxonomy places the organism in Eukaryota, Fungi, Ascomycota, Eurotiomycetes, Eurotiales, Aspergillaceae. Gene Ontology annotation, molecular function: NADP binding; phosphogluconate dehydrogenase (decarboxylating) activity. The transcript is spliced from 5 exons. Gene Ontology annotation, cellular component: cytosol.
AUGGCUGAGCAAGCUGUCGCCCGUCUCGCCGGCAUCGAUGUCGGCGCUCCGGCGCAUCCUAUCCCCAGUGCGGAUUUCGGCCUCAUCGGUCUGGCCGUCAUGGGCCAGAACCUGAUCCUCAAUGCUGCCGACCACGGCUUCACCGUUUGCGCCUUCAACCGCACAACCUCCAAGGUCGACCGCUUUUUGGCCAACGAGGCCAAGGGCAAGUCUAUUAUCGGCGCCCACUCCAUCCAGGAGCUGUGCUCCAAGCUCAAGCGCCCCCGCCGCGUCAUGCUGCUGGUGAUGGCUGGAAAGCCCGUCGAUGACUUCAUCGAGGCUCUCCUGCCGUUCCUGGAGAAGGGCGACAUCAUUAUCGACGGUGGUAACUCUCACUACCCCGACAGCAACCGCCGCACCAAGUACCUGUCCGAGAAGGGCAUCAACUUCGUCGGCAGCGGUGUCUCGGGUGGUGAGGAAGGUGCCCGCUAUGGUCCCUCCCUCAUGCCCGGUGGUAACGAGGCCGCCUGGCCCCACAUCAAGGACAUCUUCCAAAGCAUUGCGGCCAAGAGCGACGGCGAGCCCUGCUGCGACUGGGUCGGUGACGAGGGUGCCGGUCACUACGUCAAGAUGGUCCACAACGGUAUUGAGUACGGCGAUAUGCAGCUGAUUUGCGAGGCCUACGAUAUCUUGAAGCGCGGUCUGGGCCUGUCCUGCAAGGAGAUCGGCGAUGUUUUCGCCAAGUGGAACACCGGUGUCCUGGACUCCUUCCUGAUUGAGAUCACCCGUGAUGUCCUCUACUACAACGACAAUGACGGCACUGCGCUCGUGGAGAAGAUCCUCGACAAGGCCGGCCAGAAGGGUACCGGCAAGUGGACCGCCAUUAACGCUCUGGACCUUGGCAUGCCCGUGACUCUGAUCGGCGAGGCCGUCUUCGCCCGUUGUCUUUCGGCCCUCAAGGAUGAGCGUGUCCGCGCCAACAAGAUCCUCGGUGGCCCUACCCCCAACUUCACUGGCGACAAGCAGGCUUUCAUCGACGACCUGGAGCAAGCCCUGUACGCCUCGAAGAUCAUCUCCUACGCCCAGGGCUUCAUGCUUAUCCAGGAUGCCGCCAAGGAGUACAACUGGAAGCUGAACAAGCCCUCGAUUGCCCUCAUGUGGCGCGGUGGCUGCAUUAUCCGCUCCGUCUUCCUGAAGGACAUCACCAACGCCUACCGCACUAACCCCGACCUCGAGAACCUUCUGUUCGACGAUUUCUUCAACAAGGCUAUCCACAAGGCCCAGGAUGGCUGGCGUAAUGUGGUCAGCAAGUCCGCCCUCUGGGGUAUCCCUCUGCCGGCCUUCACCACCGCUCUGAGCUUCUACGAUGGCUACCGCACCAAGGACCUGCCCGCCAACCUGCUGCAGGCCCAGCGUGACUACUUCGGUGCCCACACUUUCCGCAUCAAGCCCGAGUGCGCCAAUGACAACUUCCCCGAGGGCAAGGACAUCCACGUCAACUGGACAGGCCGUGGCGGUGAUGUGUCGGCCUCGACCUAUGUGGCAUAA